This is a messenger RNA of Carica papaya (papaya), 2066 nucleotides long. Its product is annotated as protein disulfide isomerase-like 1-3. Gene Ontology annotation, cellular component: endoplasmic reticulum. Gene Ontology annotation, biological process: response to endoplasmic reticulum stress; protein folding. NCBI's taxonomy places the organism in Eukaryota, Viridiplantae, Streptophyta, Magnoliopsida, Brassicales, Caricaceae. Gene Ontology annotation, molecular function: protein disulfide isomerase activity. The record is from RefSeq and is a predicted model, not a curated record.
UCACUCAAGUCAAAGAAGAGAACAUUGACUAAUUAUGCGUACGUGUCAGAUUACGAUUGGUUCACGCUCUUAGUCUUUGACCCAAUCAGAAUCCGCCACGUUUCAUUUCUCCUAAAUAUACUGCGUCGUUUUGACUCUGCAAUAAAUUCGGAAAGAUUUUCUUACCAAAUUCCAUUUCUGUAGAUUUCUCUGUCUUUUUCUUUUUCUUUCUAGUUUCUAAUGUCUGAGACUCUCGUAUUCAUAUUUUCACUCUCUGAAUCUCAACAAUGGCGGCACCAACAAAAACUCUCCUCCUCCUCUUAUUUUCGCUUCUUCUCGUUUCGUUCUUCCCCCAACAAUCAUCGUCUUCUCCGUCAUCACCUUCCGCCAUCGAUGACAAUCUCGAAGACGACAUCGCGUUUCUUGAGUCCGAAGAAACCGAAUCCUCGACGACUCGUGAUAAUUACGAGAACUACGACGAUCUCAACGGCGAAGAUCGCAAUCAUGGUCGUGGAACGGCGUCGCUGUGGCCGAGCCAGGAAGAGGAAAAGGACGUGGUGGUGUUGAAGAAGGAUAACUUCAGCGAGUUUUUGGAGACGAACGGGUGCGUGAUGGUUGAGUUUUACGCGCCAUGGUGCGGGCAUUGCCGGAUGCUGGCGCCAGAAUACGCCGCGGCGGCGACGGAGCUAAAGGGAGUAGCGGCGCUGGCGAAGGUCGACGCGACGGAGGACGGCGAGCUGGCUGAGAAAUACGAGGUUCAAGGGUUCCCCACUGUGUAUCUGUUUGUUGAUGGAGUUCGCUUGGCUUACGAGGGCGAAAGAAGCAAGGAUGCAAUUGUUGCUUGGGUGAAGAAGAAAACUGGACCUGCCAUUUACAAUAUAACUACGACAAGAGAGGCAGAAGAAAUUUUGGCUACUCAGCCUAAAGUAGUUCUAGGGUUCCUUGAUUCCUUAGUGGGUUCGGAGAGUGAGGAACUUGGUUUUGCCGCCAGAUUACAGGACGACGUAAAUUUUUAUCAAACUAUUAAUCCCGAAGUUGCGAAGCUUUUCCAUAUUGAUCUGAUAACAAGACGUCCUGCUCUAGUCCUGCUGAAGAAGGAAGAUGAAAAGAUUAGCCACUUCGCUGGUGAAUUUUCCAGAUUGGCAAUAGCUGAAUUUGUGUCAACCAACAAGUUUCCUUUGGUGAUAAAUUUUAGUAGAGAAACCAGAGAUUUCAUAUUCAAAUAUUCACCAAAAGGCAAACUGUUGCUUUUCGCCACUAAAGAUGAUUCAGAAAAAUUCAUCCCCAUGCUCAAAGAGACGGCUAAAGCUUACAAGGAAAAGUUUGUUUUCGUCUACGUUGAAAUGGACAGCAAAGAUUACGGGCUUCAGCUUUCAAAUUACUAUGGAGUUUCUGGAGAUGCACCAAGAGUUCUUGUAUAUACAGGAGGUGAUGAUCGGAAGAAAUUUGUAUUGGAUGCCGAAUUGACCUCAAGUAGCAUUAAGCGGAUUUCUUGGCAGACAAGCUUAAGCCUUUCUAUAAGUCAGACCCAAUUCCAGAAGCAAAUAAUGGAGAUGUUAAAGUGGUUGUUGGUAAGAACUUCGAUGAAAUUGUGUUGGACGAGUCGAAAGAUGUUCUUCUUGAGAUAUAUGCACCUUAGGUGUGGGCAUUGCCAAGUUAUGGAGCCAACCUACAACAAGCUUGGGAAAUACUUAAGAGACACUGACUCACUCGUUAUAGCUAAGAUGGAUGGCACCACCAAUGAGCACCCUAGGGCUAAGAGUGAUGGAUUUCCCACACUUCUCUUCUUUCCGGCUGGAAAUAAGAGCUUUGAUCCGAUCACAGUAGAAACUGAUCGAACAGUGGUUGCAUUCUACAAGUUCCUCAAGAAGCAUGCAUCUAUCCCUUUCAGACUCCGGAAACCAGACACAACUAAAAGUUCAAAGAGUGUGGAUUCCUUUACAAGUGAUGAUAGCAAUGAUAACGAUGUGAAAGAUGAAUUGUAAUACUCGAAUUUGCGAAUGUUAUAAAAUUAGAAGCCUACUUCUAACUUGACAUAUUUGUGGAAAACAACAUGACAUUGCUUGAAUGGCUGUUCUUGUGGCAAA